AUGUGGUGCCUCCUCUUUCUGCUCUGCUCCCAGGGAAUUGCCUUUUCAGCAGGAAUCACAGCAUCCUUCACUCUCAGUGUAGACACAAGCUCAUGCAAGAAAACUCGCAACCCUGAAUGCUUUAUGAAUGUUAGUGAAAUUAUCAGGUAUCAUGGAUACUCCAGCAAGGAAUAUGAAGUUACAACAGAGGAUGGAUACAUUUUUGGUGUUUUCAGAAUUCCCGAUGGAAGGAAUAGCCAAAAUGCAGGGAAAAAGCCUGCACUUUUGCUACACUAUGGUGUUCUAGCAGAUUCUAUUAACUGGAUUUCUAACCUGCCCGUCAACAGCCUAGGCUUCAUUCUUGCAGACGCUGGUUAUGAUGUCUGGAUGGGAGGAGACACCUGGUCUUAAGGAGACACCUCCUCCUUAAAACACAAGACCCUUAAGCUCUGCCAGAGUGAGUUCUGGCAGUUCAGCUUUGAUGAGAUAGGAAAAUAUGAUAUUCCAGCAGAGCUGUACUUCAUCAUGAAUAAAACUGGACAGAAGGAUGUGUAUUAUGUUGGUCACUCUGAAGGCACAACUGCGGGCUUCGUAGCAUUUUCUACUUAUCCUGAGUUGCCUCAGAAGAUUAGAGCAUUCUUUGCUUUGGGACCAGUAGCCAAAAUCACACAUGCUACCAGUCCUACGGUAGCGUUUACACGUCUUCCCCAGUCACUGAUCAGGUUACUACUUGGCUGCAAUGGAGUUCUUCACCAGAAUGAACUGAUGAAAGGACCUCUAACAUGCUUCUGUGGAUCUCUGGGUAAAGUUUGUGGCAGUAUCAUGUGUCUCAUAGCUGGGGGCAGGAUACAAAAUCUGAACAUGAGUCAAAUUGAUACAUAUAUAGGACUGGAAUAUCCGGCUGGAAUAUCACUACAGAACAUUAUUCAUUGGCAUCAGCUACAAUGUGCAGACCAAUUUCAAGCUUACAACUAUGGCUCUAAGGAAAACAUGAAAAAUACCACCAGACUCACCAUGACUCACCACGUCAGUGUCUCCCGCUUGCUCACCUACAAGACCGGUCCAGGAGGGGAGGAAGUUUCUCCUGUCCAGCAUCCCUCCUCCCAGGCACCACAGCCCUACACCGACCACUACACCUUCAUUUUACCCCUUCUCCUCUUCCUCCUUGCUCACAGACAGCCUCCUCAGCAAGGCUGCUAA
This is a messenger RNA of Chiroxiphia lanceolata (lance-tailed manakin), 1179 nucleotides long. Its product is annotated as lipase member M-like. Gene Ontology annotation, biological process: lipid metabolic process. The record is from RefSeq and is a predicted model, not a curated record. Lineage: Eukaryota; Metazoa; Chordata; Aves; Passeriformes; Pipridae.